Aphanomyces invadans is the source of this 2281-nucleotide messenger RNA. RefSeq lists its product as hypothetical. Gene Ontology annotation, cellular component: proteasome regulatory particle, lid subcomplex; proteasome complex. The coding region runs from base 42 to 1490 and encodes 482 amino acids. Gene Ontology annotation, biological process: ubiquitin-dependent protein catabolic process; regulation of protein catabolic process. Lineage: Eukaryota; Oomycota; Saprolegniomycetes; Saprolegniales; Verrucalvaceae. The record is from RefSeq and is a predicted model, not a curated record. Gene Ontology annotation, molecular function: enzyme regulator activity. The transcript is spliced from 9 exons.
UGUGCGGUCAAGUUUGGCUCGCCGCGCAGGAAAGAUACAUCAUGGAAACGACGUGGAAAGAGCUGAAGAAGAACCUCAGCGUCAUUGAGAAGGCAGUGAACGCGAAUCAGAAGGAGAAACUUGCGCGGGUGUUUCGCACGACGACCUCGGUUCGUCGGGGCAUAACCAGUGUCGAGCUCAAGCGUGCGAUCGAAGAAGUGCUGGCUGAGGACAACGAAAGUCGCUCGGUGUUAAUCAAGUACGUGUCGUUGGUGAAACCCGACGAGUCAGAAGAUGUGGACAUGAAUGCGGGAGAAACCGACCCUGUUGUCGGCGACGUCGAGAAGGACGACGACUCAAACGUCCACCUCGAUCGCAGCGACUUGAUCGAAGUCGAAAUCUACCUGAGUUUGCUCGUCAUCUCCAAGUUGUUCAAAGCCCAGCUCGGUUGCGAAUCCCAAGCGCUCACAGACUUUGUCCGUGCGCGAAGCGAGGAAUUCAAUCGCCGUAGCCUCGACAUCUUUGCCUCGCGCGCGUUGACGUACUACGCGUACGCACAUGAGCGAUUUGGCAGCAACUACGCUGGCAUUCGCCCCGUGUUGCUUGCGGCCCAUCGCACGGCCUGCCUUCGCAGCGACGAGAUCGGCCAAGCUACAUUGCUCAACUUGCUCCUACGCAACUACCUUCACGAGAACCUGUACGACCAAGCGUUCAAGUUAGUGUCCAAGACGACAUUCCCUGAAGCUGUGUCGAACAACCAGUUCGUUCGCUACUUGUACUACGUCGGCAAGAUUCAUGCCGUGCAGCUCGACUACACAGACUCGUAUACGAAGUUGAUGCAGUCGAUCCGCAAAGCUCCGCAGAACACGGCCGUUGGCUUCCGUCGCACUGUGCACAAGCUCGCGAUCAUCGUGCAGCUGCUCAUGGGCGAAGUCCCCGAGCGCAGCAUUUUCAACCAGGACGAGUUCAAAAUUGCGCUUGAGCCGUACUUGAAACUUACGAAUGCGGUGCGUCUCGGUAAUUUGGAAGAUUUCUCGUCGGUACUGGCGCAGCACGCUGACACGUUCAAGUCGGACAAAACGUACACGCUUAUCUUGAGAUUGCGCCACAAUGUCAUCAAGACGGGUCUGCGCAAAAUCAACACGUCGUACUCCAAGAUCCGUUUCACGGACAUUUGCGCCAAGCUCGCGUUGGACACGCCUCAGAACGCCGAGUUUGUUGUGGCCAAGGCCAUCAAGGACGGUGUGAUCGAUGCGGUGAUUGACCACAAGAACGGAUGGAUGCAGUCCAAGGAAACCGUGGAUGUCUACGUGACGAACGAGCCACAGCAAGCGUUCCACAAGCGCAUUACGUUUUGCUUAGAUGUGCACAACGAGGCGGUCAAGGCGAUGCGCUACCCACCGGGAGCGUACAAGAAGGACUUAGAGUCGGCAGAGGAACGGUUGGAACGUGAGAAGCAAGAGGAGGAGUUGGCCAAAGAAAUUGAAGAUGAGCUGGACGAAGGCAUCUAAGUGGCAUCGCCUUUUGAGUUGGGUGUGGACACGACAGACAGCUUCACAGACUAAAACAACGACUUUAUGCUGCUUGUGACCUGGUGCAAUGGCAAGAAAUCGGAUUUGAGGAGAGUUCGGGUUGACGAAGGAAUUGUUAACUGGUUAGAUGACUUCGGCAGUCCCUUGGUUGGUCUUGCCACCCUUCUUCUGGAAUGAACUGUUACCGCGGGCAACGCUAGGUAAAUCAGCUUCGCUCAGACUCUUCUCGCGCAGCAGUCGCGCGUACUCGACCGAGUGCUUCUUGGAGAUUCGACGCCCCAGGACGAGCAUGUACACCGAUAGACCGACUUCCAUUGUCAGCGUCAUGAGAGCGAUGACAGUGUAUCCUUGGAGCUUCAGACAGCUCGUGCUCGAGAGGUUGUGAUCUAGGGCAUUCGCAUCACAAUACUUGCUGAAAUCGACACCCGAGAGGAACGGCUCGAGCAAAAUUGAGAUGGUUGCGAUCGUCGUGACAAUUAGUCCGAUGUGAAGUACGUAGAAGAACUUGGACCCAUGGCGCUGGAGGACGUUGAGGCAGGGACAGCAUUCCCUCAGCGUGUACAGGAAUGCAUACGUGAUAGAAUAUAAUGCGGUGACCAAGUACAACGCGAGCACGGCGAGGCCGACUUCACGGGUAACAGCGAUCGCAGGGAGAAUCGUAAGCGCUUGCAGGCUCAGCACAAUCAACAACACGCACUCGUCCAGGAUGAUGCACAUGGCGUUGCGGCUUGAGGAAUGCCGCCGAUGAUGGAGUUGCCCUAUUGUUCCAG